AACUUUAUCGAUAUUCGAGAAAAGGAGAGAGAUCCUAAACGUGAUAACGAUCAUGGUCGCUCAUUGAUGAAUAGACGAAACAACGAAGCUGGUAGAAAGAUUCUAAAGCGUCACACAGCGCCAAAGUGUAAGUGUCACGGUGUAUCGGGAGCUUGCAAUCUGAAGACCUGUUGGAUGCAGUUGCCGACAAUGCGACAAGUUGGAAAUAUACUUCAGAGCAAGUAUAAGAAUGCGAUUCGGGUUCAGGUUAAUUCACGAGGUAAUCUACAACUCGUUGCUGAUCAACUUCCAAAGGAUUCCGGAGGGAGAAGAAAGACUAGAGCACUGCCAACCGAUCUCGUUUUCAUGGAUGACUCCCCUGACUACUGCAGGCAAGAUCGAGCAGCUGGAACAUUGGGAACACAAGGACGAAUUUGCAGACGAGGAUCUGAUGGAGCGGACGGUUGCGAUUCAUUGUGUUGUGGACGAGGCUAUAACACUUACACUGUUGAACAGACCACUAAGUGCAAUUGCAAGUUUGAGUGGUGCUGUAAGGUGGUCUGCCAGAUGUGCACGAACACCACACAAGUUGAUAUUUGUAAAUAA
Strongylus vulgaris is the source of this 585-nucleotide messenger RNA. Lineage: Eukaryota; Metazoa; Nematoda; Chromadorea; Rhabditida; Strongylidae. The record is from the annotation of a GenBank genome assembly.